Lagopus leucura (white-tailed ptarmigan) is the source of this 2885-nucleotide messenger RNA. It is a transcript of the gene FITM2, whose product is annotated as fat storage inducing transmembrane protein 2. NCBI's taxonomy places the organism in Eukaryota, Metazoa, Chordata, Aves, Galliformes, Phasianidae. The record is from RefSeq and is a predicted model, not a curated record. Gene Ontology annotation, cellular component: endoplasmic reticulum membrane. Gene Ontology annotation, biological process: phospholipid biosynthetic process; lipid droplet organization; lipid storage. The coding region runs from base 12 to 827 and encodes 271 amino acids. The transcript has 2 exons.
CGGCGGCCGCGAUGGAGCGCUUGGAGCGGUGCGCCCGCUGCCUGCGGGCCCGGCUGGUGACCGCGGCAGUGCGCCGCCGGCUGCCUUGGUUGCUGCUUGGCCUUGUCUUCCUCGGGUCCGCCCUCAAGGACGCCGAUCUGGUGCUGGAGACGCCCAUGCAGAACAAACGCAACGCGCUCAACGUGUAUUUUGUCAAGGUGGCUUGGGCAUGGACGUUCUGGCUUCUGCUGCCUUUCAUCGGAGUCACCACCUACCUGUUUGCCAAGAGCAAGUUCCUCUACGGCUCCACAAAGAGCAUUCUGGCAGCUCUGCGGCGUCUCAGCACGCUGCUGGUGGGCACUGCUGUCUGGUAUGUGUGCACUGAACUCUUCGUGUACAUCGAGAAUCUCACCGGCACGUGCAUUACCUCGACUAAACUCAGUGAGCCUCACCAGCUCUAUGCCACCAAGCAGGAGUGCCAUCGGAACAACGGGGUCUGGGAUGGUUUUGAUAUCUCGGGGCACUGCUUUCUGCUCUCAUACUGCACUCUCAUGAUUGUGGAGGAAAUGGCUGUGCUGGAAGGCUUGUCCAUAGACCGCAACUCAAGACUGCGUGUUGUUAUCAACGGCCUCUUUGUGUCCUUGUGUUUUCUCACCAUGAUCUGGGUGUUCAUGUUUCUAUGCACUACUGUGUAUUUCCACAAUUUCAGUCAAAAACUUCUUGGUGCACUGAUAGGUUUGGCAGCUUGGUAUGCAACAUACAGAGUUUGGUACUUGAAACCUUUUUCUCCCGGACUGCCUCUCCCAAAUGUACCUUUGAGUUCAAAGAAAUACGGUUACAGCCGAUAAUUUUUUUAACUUUGGAUUUUUCUUUCAAUGCCAGAGUAGUUCAGUACAGGCAUGGUUACAGGCUUUCCACCGUGAGGAACAAGGUAACGGGCUGGAGAAAACAGCCUUUACUAGCUGGUGGCUGGGAGGUGAUAAUAAACUUUGUGCUCAUGAUGAAAAAGAAAUUGGUAGUGGAAAAGGUCUGCUCUUGGCUGGGAGUUACUGACAAAGAAAUACAAAGUUGGAUUUGUUUCUUGCAUUAAUAAAUAGAGGAACAGAUCUUCCAAAACUGACAGAGGCCUUUGCACUUUAAGACCUUAACUGACCUUAAGUUAAUUCUCCCUCUUUCUAUCUAUUUUUAUCAAAAUACCAGGGAUGAUCCAGAUGUCUUUUUUUUUUAAUACUCCUACUUGUUCUUUCUUAGAGGAAGUCUCUCCUAAUGACUGCUGCUAACUAUUGCAGAAGGCUUUAGCCACCAAUGUUCAUUUGGUAAAGCAGUGUGAAGCUCAGUUGCAAAAUGCUAACAUCUCAUGUUAUCAGGUAUUAAAUACACCUAACAAGGGUUUGGGGCAAGUUGGUGUAUGCGUGUUCUGCAGCAAAGAGAAUGAAUCUGAGAUACAACAGCUUAAGCAGUCUGUGACUUGAAAGUGAUACCUGUCUUUGGAAAGGGAACUCUUCAAUAACAAGUCUUACCUUCUCCUUGCACUGUAAAUAACUGUAGUCAUGUUUUGUAACAUGCUGGACACAAAAAAAUCCCAAGUCUAUUGAGAAAGUUGGGUGGUUGGUUGUUUUUUGUUUUUUUUUUUAACCUUACACAUUUAGCACCAUAAAACUAUGAGUGCUUUCUGGUCUGUUUCUUCCAGAACAGCAAAAUUCUGGUGUUAUGAACAUGUUAGCUUAACUUGCUCAGUAGCCUGCUUGGUAUUGAAUGGAACUUACUGUUCAUCCUAAGAGCUGCAAAGCGGUUUGCUUGAAGCAGUAUUUGUUUUGUUUAUCAAUGAAUGUCAAUAAGCUACUUAAUUUUGAUUGCACACAUAGUUGUGGCUGCUUCUGAUGCAUCUGGAAACACACUAUAAUUCAUUGUAUAAUGAAUGGGUAUGAAGUUGGAUGGGUUUGCUCAUCAUAUCAAACGUUUAGCAUAGUUUUUAUCUUGCAAAGCUUUUUAUUAGGUUUUAUAAAGGUUUGCUCCUGUUGCAGUUGCACAAAACUUGUGUGAAGGUUGCAGUGUUGAAAGAGGCAGUUGAGGAGGUUUGUAGGCACAGCUGUAGUGUGAGAGGAGACAAACUGCAGCGUUUGGCUCCAAACUGAUUGUUUUGUUGAACAGAAUAUGAUGCAGCAUAGUCAACCUUGGCACAUUUUUGUUGUGGUUUUGUAUUUUUUUUACCAUCUCUACAGUUCUUUUUCAGCAGAUGAGUGGAAGUAUUUGCAGUAGUUAUAGUGACGUCAAUUCAGUGUUUGUGGCUCGCCUGUGGGGAAAGUUGAAUUCCCUUGACUUCCCACUCUGCCCAGUGCCAAACCUGAGUUGUUUUGCAGCAUUAGAAAGUACAGAUCACCAUGCAGAAAAGCUUUUUCAGGAGUUGAAGUAUUUUCUAUCAAGUUCCUCCUUUUGUCUUUGCAGUCAAUUGCCUUUAAGCUGACUUUUUGGGAAAUUUGCACUGAUCAACUCAUACUGGGUUGAACUAAAAAUAUAUUUGAACAAUGCAGAUUCAUUUGCAGUCCUUUUGAUGUACUGUAAGCCUGCUCCCUCUUGAGUUAAGCUAGGCUGCAAGCCUCUUUCAUCGUGAAAAAGGAUUAUAUACCCAGAAGGUUUUCUGAUUCAUUUCAUUAGAUUUAAGUUUCUAUUUUAGGUUAUCUUUAUGUAACUUUGCUUCACAGACGAGGCCUGCUACCAAAACACGCAGUUUAUUUAAACCAACAGCCUUGCUGAUGUUAUCUUCAGUUCUACAGAUGUUUUGUGCUAUCACUGCAUCCAUGUUUCUCUGUGCUUUGGAUUAGUGUCAUACAAACUGUUUGUUAUGGAAAUAACGUGGGCCAUGGCUAUUCUCAAACUGUAUUUAAAUGAUUAUGGAAAAACAGUUA